This is a messenger RNA of Gymnogyps californianus (California condor), 510 nucleotides long. Its product is annotated as interleukin-17F-like. Gene Ontology annotation, molecular function: cytokine activity. Gene Ontology annotation, cellular component: extracellular region. The record is from RefSeq and is a predicted model, not a curated record. Lineage: Eukaryota; Metazoa; Chordata; Aves; Accipitriformes; Cathartidae. Gene Ontology annotation, biological process: inflammatory response. The coding region runs from base 1 to 510 and encodes 169 amino acids. The transcript is spliced from 3 exons.
AUGAUUUUUGCCAGCUACGCUGCAGUGUUCAGAUCACUGGUUUUGGUGCUGGUUCUGGCACUCACCGUAAGGAGCUCACCCCAUCAGAGGGUAGCUCGUCCUUGGCCCAGCAAGGACGGUGGCUCUGUGAGGCUCAGUGAAGAUUGCCUGAACCAAAAGGGUCUCAAAUUCCCUACAACGGUGCAAGUUGACGUUCGUAUCAGCAAUUCAGAUCAUGCCUUUAGGAUGGUCCAUGAUGUCAGGAACCGGUCUCUCGCUCCUUGGGAUUACAGACUCGACGAGGACCCCAACCGCUUCCCCCAGGUGAUCGCUGACGCCAAGUGCCGCCUCUCCGGCUGCGUGAACCCACUGGGGCAGGAGGACCACAGCCUCAACUCCGUCCCCAUCCAACAGGAGAUCCUCGUCCUCCGGCGGGAGCAGCGGGGCUGCCUGCCCACCUACCGCCUGGAGAAGAAAGUCAUCACCGUGGGCUGCACGUGUGCUGCGCCAGUCGUCCACCACCAGUCCUAG